Messenger RNA from Solenopsis invicta (red fire ant), 10239 nucleotides. RefSeq lists its product as uncharacterized. Gene Ontology annotation, molecular function: RNA polymerase II transcription regulatory region sequence-specific DNA binding; DNA-binding transcription factor activity, RNA polymerase II-specific. Gene Ontology annotation, cellular component: nucleus. Lineage: Eukaryota; Metazoa; Arthropoda; Insecta; Hymenoptera; Formicidae. Gene Ontology annotation, biological process: regulation of transcription by RNA polymerase II. The record is from RefSeq and is a predicted model, not a curated record.
GACGUAUAAAGGACAAAGAAAGUUUUGUCAUGAUCCAUUCUCCUCGAUUCGUGCCUCAGUGCUCAGUGCUGCGACGGACUAUUCGCGACCAUCUGUGACGGAGAAAGUAGCGUUGACGUAAUUGUGCGACUUCUCGACGACGUUCAACGUUCGUCGCACGAUCAGUCGUGCUGUCGAAACGACCGGAGCAGUCCGGAGGUACCGGGGGGGAGUACGUGACGACGCGCGAACGAACGGAUUUCGAGCAAGCGGUGUCGCUCUAAACGAUGAGACGGAGCACGUAUAGGAAGGUGAAAACAGACGGAGUCCGCAGCUGGACUAACAUAACCUGUACGUCGUAUUUCGCAGCAGUUUGAUCAAAUGGAUAUCUCCGAUGAGGAACUGUUUGACGCAUCACCAAGCUGCAGUUUGAGAACAGAUCCAAGUUUCAAUUUAACGGAGCAAACGAAAUCUUUGACAAAGGAUCCAGUGCAAGAGAGAGAUAGCAACCAGUGCAAGAGAGAGAUAGCAAUGAUAACUAACAAUAUUUCGAUAAAUUUCACACGUUCGCCAAAUGUAAAGAAAGGACCAAAAUCGCGUUCACUCAAAAGUAAUAAGAAACGAGCUUAUUGGAAAUAUGGAUUAAAACCAUACAGUCAACGAAAGAAAAGCUCUUCUAAGUCUUUGAAAUCUCAGCAAAAGUUCCAAAAGAUGAAACCUACUAUUGAAGCUAGAGCGGGACCAUCAGAAGAUAAAGCAAAUGACCAAAAUACAGUCUCCUCUGAUGAAUCAUUCAAGGUAGACGAGGUGUACGAAGAAAGAACAAAUGACCAAAAUACAGUUUGCUCUGAUCAAUCGUACAAGGCAGACGAAUUGUAUGAAGAUAUAAAUGAGCAAUCUGAACAGAGCAAGAUUAAUGAUUUUUCCUCGACGUGUCAAAUGCAGGAAGAGAACUCGUAUGCCGAUGACAUCGUACCUAACGCAUGUUCACGUACUUUACCAUACAAAUUUUAUCAAGAAAGUCUCGACAAGAGCGUAGAAUCCAAUUUGAAUAGCGACGAAGCUUAUUUAUCUAUUUACCAUUCAUCUCAAAAUGAUUCAAAAGUGAUGAAAAAACAGGAUCAUGCAAGAUUAAAAUUCAUGGCUAAAAGAAUGGGAAAGCGGUCGAAUGAGUGGAAGUUUAAAAGAAAAUCUGUUUUGUCCGAUAGUGAAACUGAAGAGAGAUCUGGACCAAGGAAAAGAAGUCGAUUAAUAAUAUUAAGUGAAUCUGAAAGUGAUAGUGAAGAUGCAAGUAAUAUCGGAACGAUUGACGAUAAUAAUCGAAGUGAGUCUCGUUUAUCUCUUGAGAAGUUUGAUGAAAAGGAAAUGGAUGUACAGAUUAGUCGUACAGUGCGAGUUAUUUUAACAAGAUUGGAAGAAAUGAACGAUGAUGAUGUUAUUAAAUGGCGAGAGGGCAGAACGAAGCUUUCAGAGAUUGUCGCGUCUGAACCAAUAGAAGAAGAACAAUUGGACCGACGGAAGCUUCAAAAUUUGUUGAUCUCUUCUUCUUUAGAAUCUCAAGAAAUCAAUGACAUUCCUGAAAAUCUUUCAUUAACCGUGCCCAAUAGUUUUAUUGGAAAACGCUCUACAAUAAAGUCAAAGUUCAAUAAACUCAGAAAGAAAUACAAACUGUUCAAGAAGCCUAAAGUUCUAAUGAUAAAAUUGGAUACUUUACAGUAUUCUUCCGAAGACGGCAUAUAUUCAGCGAUUGAGAUCGAUCGUUUAACGAAGAAUUAUUUGACUUCUGUGAUAACUUCGAAUUUCCAAUUAAAAUCUCAUGGAUUAAAGAUGUACACACGUGUGCGCUUACGAAGAAAAAGUAUAAAUGAAAAUACGGAAGAUCGUAGUCUAAGCCCUACUCUGUCUAGGAAACAAAAUACAAAUGAGAUAUUUGAAUUGUCUACAGAAGGAAGUACAGUAAGAGAUGCUCAAACCACAGAAAACAAAGAUGAGAAUACUCCAUUCAAGAUCCGAAGGGUUACGCCCAUCAAGAUUCGGCGUAUAACUUCAUCAUCAGGGGUGUCUGAAAAUAUGUGUAAAACUUUGUCGCCGAAACGUUUAGAAAUGUGGCGAAACGCGUUUGGCGCAUGCAUAAAAUCGCAAAAAAUAAUCGUUUCUACGCAAUCACCGUCAACAUCAACGUUCGUUGCUGCACAAAAGUCGCCAAUCAAAUCAACGAAUGCGGAAUGCGAAAGUAUUUCGACUUCUGCUUCCAUAACUACGUCUUCCGUAAAACACAAUACACCGGUUGACUCUCCUGAAAAACUUUCUUCACCAAAAGAACAAGUUGCUUUGUCUUCAGCAAAGCCGACAGAAUGUAACGAUACAUUCAGACCCGAGUUAUCUAGCAGUAAGAAUCUUCCAAGUGACAUGAAUAUUGAAGAAAGCGACACUACUCGAUCUAAGGGCAGCACUACUUCUGAAAAUUCAUGGGAAAACGCCGAUUCUACAUCAGACAGUUAUACAUCUAACAAUUCAUGGAAUUGUGUGGAAACCUCAUUAGACAACACGGUCAUAAAUAAGGACAGUUACAAAAAUAUGGAGAAAUCAUCGUCAGAACAAGAACAACAUUCUUCAGUUAACAAAAAAGCUAGUUCACAUCAAUUAGAUAAAUCAAUGGUUGAUUCCAAUAUGGAAAUUCCAUCCUCUUCUUCCUCGUCAUUGAGAACCACGCGACAUGAACACAAUACACGACAAAGGAAAAAUAAAAUUAAAUCAACUACGAAGUCAAAAUCUGCUUUGAAUCAAGAUUCGCCGAAAUCUAAAAGAUUAAAUCUAAAGAAUUUAAUAUGUCCAAAAUGUUCACAGACGUUUGACACCUAUGAACAAUUGGUUCAGCACAUGUUUAAGGAGAUGGCUAACGCUAUCCGGAAAAACCAAAUAAAAAAUAUCAUAGUUGUUCCUUCAACUCGUAAGCCCAAAAAUCAAGUUUCACAUGAUACGGCGAACAAUUUGGUAGAAGCAACUGAGAAAGACAAAUCAGAAGUAGUCGGAAACGAUACCAAUGAGCAAGAGAAAAGACUGUCAGAAAAUACAAACAAGAAGUCUAGCGAAUCGAAUACGGAGAAUCUUGUUGCCUCAGAAGUAUCACAGCAGGAUAUAACAAAAAAUGUGAGCAAAGAAAAACAGUCGACGCUUUUAGCAAGCAAUGCUAAGGAGACAACGACCGAAACACAAAAUGUGGAGAAAGAUAAAACGCCCAUCGUUGGAUCGUCUUUGGAACUUCGACUGACAGAGUCCUUCGUUAUUUGUAAGUGUCAUGAUCCUAAGACAAAGAAUGGGACGAACAUGGAAGAGAAAAUUCAGAUCGAGAUAGUUUUAUUGUGCUUGAAUUGCCGGACAGUGUUUCGACGCUUAAAAUGUUUUGAGGAGCACUGUACACAGUGUUCUACGGAAAACAUGCUCUGUUACAAAGAUGGACAGAAUAGGAAAGCCAAGUUGAUUUGUAUCAGCUGCCACGAGAUGCUGCAUUCUGCCAAGAGUAUGCAUGAGCAUCUAACGAUGCAUGGUCGGCAAAAUCGUAUACGUAAUUGUAAAGGCAGGGCGACUUUUUUCUGCAACAUAUGCAAGGUGAUUUUCUUUUGUCUCGGACCGCUGUUUCUCAAACAUUUACAGAUACAUAUGAAGAAUCCAUUGUUCCUGGCUACUGAGGCUUCGUUUCCAAAGUCUUCCUUAUGUGGUAGAAAAUUUGAUAAAUUAUUAAACUCUGACACUGACAAUGAUAUAGAUAUGUUUUAUGAAAUAGCUGACUUUAUGUGCCCUGAAUGUAAAAAACCCUUCCCUGUUGAAAAAGAUUUGCAAAUGCACAAGGCAACGUGCCGAAAUACCAUCGAGCCUCGCAGCGGAUUUUUAGAUGACAGAAACACAUUUUCGAGCGGCAAAAUGCCAAUUUUGCUGGUAUGCGGAUUCUGUAAUAAGACGUUUUACAGCAAGAUGUCUUUUGAGAUGCAUUUAUUGAAGCAUACGCAGGAACGAGACGUGAAUUUGCACUUUACUUGUGUGAAUAUCACCGCCUUACAAAAAGUAUAUAUCUGCAAAGUAUGCACAACCGUGUUGCAAUCUUUGGAGAGCUUCGAGAAGCAUUGGCAGACUCAUAGCAAACUGCAGGCGGACUAUGUAUGCUCCUGCUGCCAGAGUCAUCAUAACAGUGUCGAACUGUUCCAGACACACGCACAGAUACACAAAAACAACAAUGAGAUACAUCAGACACCGAUUACAUGCGAGGUGGUCUAUCGCGACAGUUGCAUUAGUGACAGUUCCAACACAGAUUUGCAAACAGACGCUACUGUAAACGAUCUACCUUCCAUGGAUUUGAGUUAUUUCGACGAUGGGAACGAUUUGACUGACAAGACUGUGCACAAUAUACAAUGCGAAAAAUCACUAUUAGAUUUACUUUUAUCUGGGAAUCGACGUACGCGAAUCGACGCAACGAUACCGCAAGAAUUAUCAGUACGCUCCUAUAAAGAAGCACAAUCAAUCGUCUCGCAAGUUCCAGUAAAAGUUAUUUCUAAUAUCCCAGUCGCACAAUCAACACAAAGUAGUAAUUUGAAAAAUUGUGAUGAUGAUUCUGACAAGGAAGCGGUGUUAACGAUAAUGUUGUCAGAAAGUGAAGAGAGUUCGACCGAAGUCGGGAAAAAUACUGGCAGCAUGUGUUCUGAUAAGAACCAGAAUUUGCAAGAAAACACGAAAUCAACGACGUUCAAUACUGCAGAUGGGCGAACGCAAUGUUCCAACAACACGGCUUCGAUAGCGAAAUCUACGAAAACAUCGCAAUCGAGCGAUGUAAAUGAAAGUGCGAGUUUAAAUCCCCAAAUUAAUGUAAUAAGUCUGACAAAAUCCAAGAACACGUGGCCGGACAAUAAACCGAACAUUUCGGAAGUUGACAAGGUCCUCGAGAAUUGUGUUGAUGACUCAGAGUUGUCAAAAACGAAUUUGUCCAGAGAAGAGCUCAAGGAACCAUUACCGAAAAACGUCAUGAGUUCCGUGCCUAAAUCCUUCCUGCGCGUAAAGACUUUGGCGGAGUUGACAAACGGUUCCUCAUCGAAGCUUCAGAUUUGUCACGUGUGUGAUUUGUCGUUUGAGUCCCUACAAACGUUUGAAGAACACAUGUUGAUACACAAUAUUCAGACAUCUUUCCAAGACAAGCAAAGUGAUCAAGCAUCUUCGUCCAACAACGUGCAAGUCUGGCCGACGGAAUCAACGUUCAAUCCUCUCACGAUGACAACAUCGACCCAGGAACGUCCUAUUUCUUCCGCGGCAAUCAGUAACGUAUCUUCAUCCAUCAGUGUGCCUCUGAAUACAUUCACGAUACAUCAUCGACCGAACAAACCUGCCAAUUCUCGGCAACAUCCAGUGAUUGGUGCGAAGUCAUUGCCCUCGAUCAGAUCUAACACGAUUGUAAACGUAUUCAAUCCGAAAGAGACGCUGCCUCACGAAGUGACGCCUGCUCCAUCGUUGAAUAAUCCUACGUCACAGAGUAUCCAGAAGACGGCCUAUCAUAAAAACUUACCGUCUCAAAUCACUCAUUCAUUAAACAAAUCGACGCAUCAAAAUAUUGGCACUGUAGCUGUUAAACCAUUCUUACAAACUACUUAUACGUCCACGCCGCCACCUCUUUUAUAUUUCCAACAUCAGUCACCACAUGUGCAGCAGCAACAACAGUCUCAGCAACAACAGUCUCAGCCACAACAGGCGCAGCAGCAACAACAGACACAGCAGCUGCAACAACAAAUGCAGCAACAAACGCCGCAGUUGCAACAAAUGCCACAUCAGCAAUCACAGCAAUUGCAACAACAACAAUUGCAGCAGCAUCAGAUGAAUAUCGAUAGUAAUGUGAUACAAUAUUUCGUAACUAAGGCAGACAUGUCUUACCAGCUGCAAUCGAUUGAUAUACCAAAUAAUGCGGGGAAUGUUGUGACUGUACAUACAAUGCAACAGGUCUCGACGAACCCAGAACGUUAUGUAUGUUUAUACUGUCCAGGCUAUGAAUGCGGCUCCGUACAUGAGUUUGCACUACAUGAGCAUUCGCCGAAGCACGAAACUCGCAGCAGUUACAACAGCGCUGCAUAUGUACCGGACGUAAACCGUUAAUGGUGAUUAUAUAUCUUAAUAAUAAUUUUAACACGAGAUGAAGUUCGGCAACGCUUAAUUUCUCUAUCCGAUGAAGAGAAAUUCUAUUUCGAUAUUCAUUUAAUUAAAGUUUAUUUGGCUCACAUAAUUCUGAUUGAAUGCAAUCGAAUGUAAUAAUGUACUUAUCUUAAUAGAAAGAGUUGAUAAUAGUAAAUGUUUAUCUUAAUAGAAAGAUAGAUUUCAGUUAUUGAUGAAUUAGAAAAACCAGCAACAAUUGCUUUUAUGUUAUUUUCUAAAUAAAUUUUUUAUUUAAAUAAUUUUCUUUAUAAUAAGAAAUUUAACUUUUCCAAUAGCUUAGCUUCUUAAAUAUCAAGGCAUAAUGUGACAGAGUAUUUAUUUUAUCUCUUUUUUUCUCUGUUUACAUCAAUGUAGAUAUUGUAAAAAAAAUUUUUUCUGGGAUUUAUUGGAACUUAUUAUUCCGUGUAGGGUUCUCAUCAUUUUGAGCAUGCUCAUAUGUUAUUAUAUUCCCUGCUUAAAAGAGAGUAUAAGAGACCGAAUAAGAAAUAAUAGAAACGUAUAGAAAUUUAAUAGAAAUCUUAUAUAAUUUUAUCUGAACUUAUAGGUUUCUAUCAAAUUUCUAUAUGUUUAUCAUUUCUUAUUUGAUUUUUUAAGCAGGCUUAUAUUAUAAUUAUUACUAAUCAGCUUUCUUUGCAUUGACAAUUGCAUGUUUGACAAAACAAUUCAAUUAAUUGUUGUAUCUUGCAAUAAUGACAUAUAAUUUAACAGGUACGAUUAGAAUUUCUUUUCAUUGGUUUCAUGAUUUUCAUCGUCUGUAUAUUUCAUCAAUAUUUUGUAUUUAUCGUAUUAAUUACAUCGCUUGUAAUCAGUGACAUUUUCAUUUAAUCUUAGCAUGUUAUUAAGUUAAUAACAUUUUGCUGUCGAUCUCUCAUUCAAGACGGGUUAAAUUAUAUCUUGAAUGGGAUUUUCUUCCUUUUUUCUUUUUUUAAUAAAAAUGGCCUUAUGUAACAUGCAUAGUGAAUAAAAAAUGUCGAAAUUCUCUAAUAAUCUAUACACAUAUAUUGAAGACAUUUUAUGUUGAUGUUUGUUAUUGAUUCCAUUAAUUAUUAUUAAAUUUAUAUGUUCCACUUUGAUUUUUCCUUCUGCUUUUUGUUCCGGCGCGAUUAAUUUUUUCAUUAGUAACAAGACAUUAAUAAAAGAAAAAGCAGUAGACUAAGAAUAAAAGAAAUGAUUUAAAAAAGGAAUUUAUUGAAGUGAUCUUAACCUUCAGCUGACACACUAUAUUAAAUUCGAUAUUUUGCCAUACAUGGGUAUGUGUCACCCGACUAUUUUCAGUUGCGUAUAUUUCAGUAUGUAAUGCAUAGAAUUUGAACAAUUUUUUUUUUUAAUCGAUAUGCCAGAAGACUAAAGAAAAAUACUAAAUAGAUGCGAAAAUCGAGAAGUUGAAUAUAUUUGAAAUAUUCAAAGCAGACGGAGCGAAUGAUUUAUGAAUGCCAAGCAUUUUCGUAAACAGCUCGGGUGUACGACACCCAGUGUGUCAACUGAAGGUUAAAUACAUAGCUGAAUCAGAAGUAUGUGAUUUAGAAACAAUAUAAUUAUUUUUUAUUUAUCUAAGUAUCGGUUACAUGAUACACAAUCCUUUAUUUAGCUUUUAAUAAAAUAUUAACAAUGAACACUGAUAGAAACAAAUAUUAAUUUAUAUUUUAAACAGUUAUUUUACAAAUAAUAAUUCUGCUUUAUUUUCAUUAAAAAUUAAAAAUUUUUUAAAUUGUUAAAUUGCUAAAAAAAAAAUAAUCAAAAUAUUCAAGAAUUAUAUCAGGAAUGAAGGAAUAUCAGGGGCUUAUGUUAAGAAACAUUCGUAUGAAUUACGUUACGAUACCAAAUGCACACAAUUUAAGAGUAUCUUUAAAAAUAUAAGGAUUAAACUUAGCAUUUAAAUUAAUUUUAAAUUAAAAAACUUUUUGUAUAGUUACCUGUUAACCAUAACAUUUGAUUAUUAGUAUGAAAUUAGUACUAAACAAAAUCAGGUAUUUUGAAAGGUGCUUCAACUGAAUAACGAGACUGUCUAAAGUACGUCUCUAAUGAUUGUACUUGUACUGAAAAAUAACCGAAUGGUUUUUUGUAAUGAAAUGGCAUUUUGCAAUUGAUUCUAUUUAAGCAAAGAAUCAAUCAUUUUGCCUUUACUAAUUCUUUAACGAAAGAGAUAUUGGUAUUACUUCAAGAUAAGACUAUAUGUAAUAUCUACUUAUAUUUUUUAGAAAAUACAUUGUAGUUCAAUAUCAAUACAUUAUCUCAAUUUUUCAAUGUUAUUAUUAUUAUUUAAAUGGUUUUGGCACUAUUGAGAUUUCAAUGCAAAAUAUUUCAAAUUUUUUUUUUUAAUAUAAAAUUUUAAUGCUACAAAAGUAUAAUAUAAAAUGCAGCAAAUGUAAGUAAAGUAAAUGUAGAUACAUAUGUUUACUAUAAAUAUAUUGAGUAAAUUUUCCUAUAUUGACAUUCAUUCCUUAUGUAUCUUUUUCUGAUUAUUGCAAACUAUUUUAUAUUUUGCAAUUAUUGAUUGAAAAAUUAAAUAAUCAUCUUUUGCUUUAAAUUUUUUUCUAAAGGAACAUCAAAUUUAAUUUUGUCAUAAAGUUUUUAUUUAAUAAUAAUAAUAAUUUUAUUUUUCUUUUUACAUUUUCUAAGAUGGAAUAAGGAAGAAAUUAUUAGUUUCUUUAAUAAUUAUUUUCUUGUAAUUUAUUAUAUUAUAUAUAAUAUUUUCCAUGAUAUUGUUAAUCUUAUAUUAUGCAUGAUUAUAGAAGAUCACUUUUUAAUUAAUUAUAUUCUAUUACUAAUGACACAGAGUUACUGCAUUAUUCAUUGGACAAAAAAUUGAACCAAUUAAUGAUCAAAUAAAAAUAAUAUAAUUACAUUUUCAAGUAAAAUGGUAUUUUAAUAUUUUAAUAUUUUUCUUAUACAGUUAUUUACUAGUGAUCGUUCAGUGAUUGCAAUGGUGCACUGACCCUGUUUUUUUGUAGAUGAUUUUCUUUGAUCAAUCAUUUAUAAAGCGAAUAAAGUGUUAAAAAUAAGAAGUGAUAGAUAUUGAACAGUUGACUGGUUUUUCUACAGUAUAAUUAUUGUAAUUACUGUAUACUUUAUUGAAAGUCAUUUGUAUAGAAUUGCUCGAAGCUAUUUUAUUAUAGAAUUUUUAGAACAAUAAACUUGCGCUAAUUGUAUUAUGUCCUUUAACAAUAACCUAAAAUGGCACACUAUUUAGAAAUUAUUAAAAAUUUUUUUGUGAUUGUGUAAGAAGUAUUAUAUUACGCACUUCUGCAAGCAAAUAUUGUUACAUGUUUCUAUUGAAUUGUAUUUACGAAUUGGAAUAGAAAUCGCAAAUUGGAAUAGAAUUUGCGUUGCGAAUCGCCGAUAUCUAGAGUAGACAGAUUUGUCUACUACAACUGGGACACAUGAUGUACAAAAAUAUUCGUAUUUCUUUAAUUAUUCCGAACAUAAUUUAAGAAAAAUGUUACAAGAUUCUUGUCGAGAGGAACAUUUACCGCAUUUAUUUAAUGAGCUUUCGUGUGAAAGGUUAUUGUGUAAAAAAUGAUAAUUUAAUUUAAACGUAACUCUAAUAUUCGUAUACUGAAAUUUUAAUUAAAUUUCUUUUUAUAAUGUAUUGCAUUAUUAUUUUUUUAAACUAGUCUAUGUUUUGAUAAAAUUUUUAUUAGUGCUAUAUAUAUUUCUAUCGAUAAGAACUUGACAUCUCUAAUAAGAAAUAUAAGAAUUGUAAAGAAUUAAAAUUGAGGGUCGCAUUUUGUUAUUUACGUGCAUGUUACACAUGUAUAAUAUAUAAUGUAAUAUUGUACAAUUUUUUACUGCAUACUUAAAUAGAUAUAUUUCUUGAGUAUAAGAAUGAGCUUUUCCGAAUCAAUUGUGCAGAGCAACUCGCGUUCUUGUCUUAUUGCAGAACUAAAGUUGAACAGAGAACUAAAUAUCUUCUAGUGUUAAAAAUGUAACGCAGUUAAAUGUUUGCCAUUGAACCCAAUAAUCUUUAAGAUUUGUGAUUUAAUUAAUAAAUUUGUGAUAGGAUUAAUAUAAAAUGAUUUUAUGAAUAAAAUAUAUACUUUUCAUUUUUAAUAAAGUUAGUCAUAUUUUUCUAUA